Pararge aegeria (speckled wood butterfly) is the source of this 4233-nucleotide messenger RNA. RefSeq lists its product as uncharacterized. The coding region runs from base 181 to 4233 and encodes 1350 amino acids. The record is from RefSeq and is a predicted model, not a curated record. NCBI's taxonomy places the organism in Eukaryota, Metazoa, Arthropoda, Insecta, Lepidoptera, Nymphalidae. Gene Ontology annotation, molecular function: nucleic acid binding. Gene Ontology annotation, biological process: DNA integration. The transcript has a single exon.
GUUCCAUAAUAAAUGUCAGUUAGCAUCCGACGCGUGUUUUAUUACUCAGCACUGGCGACGAGUGAAAACAAAUAUCGAUUUUAAUCAGCUAAUCUAUGUCCGUAAAACUAGUUUUUUUGUGUUUAAUCAGUAAAUUUAGUGUUGUGAUUCGAACAAAAGAUUAAAUUUACGGGAUACAACAUGCCGAUCGGCAAAAUCGAACCUUUCGAUUUAACCUCGAAACAAUGGCCGGCUUACAUACGACGGGUCAAGCAAUUUAUUGUCCUAAAUGAGAUUAGAGAUGAACUUCAGGUGCCGAUGUUAAUUACUGUGGUAGGUGAAGCGACAUAUGCGUUGAUGUGUGACCUGUGUGCGCCGGACCACCCAGAGAAUAAGUCUUUCGAUACCCUUACCGAGCUGGUCACAAACCAUCUGGAGCCGCAACGUUCCGAGAUAGCCGAGAGACAUGUUUUUCGACAAAGACGGCAGCGACCAGACGAAAGCUUGACUGAAUAUUUGCAGCACCUGAAGCAUUUAGCAGUCACGUGUAAUUUCGGUACAAGAUUAGAAGAGGACCUCCGAGAUCAAUUUGUCUCGGGUUUAGCGAGUGACGUCAUGCGAUCUCGAAUAUUUGCCGAAAAAAGUUUGGACUACAAAAAGGCAGUGGAGCUAGCUCUGGCAUUAGAGGCGGCCGAGAGGCACGCGGGGGUAAGCGGCGGCGAGAUGCCAGCGAGCGCCGGGCAGGCGGGCGAGGGCCUGCAUGCGGCGCGCAGCCAGCGGACGCGCGCGCUGCGCCCGGGCGGCGGCGACGCAGGCGCGGCAUGCGACGGCGCUGGCGCAAGCGGCGGCGGCGGCGGCGGCGCGAGCGGCGGCGGCGGCGGCGGCGCGGCGAGCGCUGCGGCGGCGGCUUGCUGGCGCUGCGGCCGCAGGCAUCGCGGGCGGUGCCGGUUCGCUAAUUAUACCUGCGACGAGUGCCACCAGCGCGGGCACAUCAAGGUCAUGUGCAAAAGUGUGCGUAAAAGUGAGGUGAAGUGUCAAAGUUUUAUCAGUGAGAGUUCGGAUGAGGACUUUUUUAAUAUUGACAUUAUUACUCAAGGUAACAAGCCAUAUUAUUUAAAAGUAAAGGUAGAAGAUAGUUUUUUAGAAGUCGAAAUCGACACGGGUAGCCGAAUAUCGGCCAUUAACGAAGAAUGUUACGAGAAACUAUUUAAACAUAAAGAGAUUGUGAAAGAUAAUUUAAUUUUGCGCAGUUACUCGGGGUCACGUAUUGAUUCCCUCGGAUAUAUAUUAGUACGGGUACAACUUAAGUCGGUUAUUAGUAAAGAUUUGCGGUUGUAUAUUAUUCAAGGCGGUAAUAGGCCUUUGCUCGGUAGGGACUGGCUCCGCGCUUUAAAGAUAACGCAAAUAAAUAUUAACGAAAUAAUAGAGGAGGAUCAAUUUGUGACCCGUUUGUCCAAGGAAUUUCCAGAGGUAUUUAGUGAGAAGCGGGGAACUUGUAACCGAAAGCUACAAUUACAGCUCACAGAUAGUACCGGAGUGUAUGUACGGGCGCGCGCUGUACCGCUGGCGCUUCGCGAACGCGUCGAAAGGGAACUCGCACGGCUCGAGUCCGACGGUACGAUUUACCGCGUCGAUCAUUCCGAUUUUGGUACACCGAUCGUGCCGGUAGUCAAAAGUAAUGGAGAUAUCCGAAUUUGUGGGGAUUACAAAAUAACGAUUAAUCCUAAACUAAAAAGAGAUUACUAUCCAUUGCCUCGUAUUGACGAGUUAUUUACCAAUUUAAGCAAUGGCGAGGAAUAUAGUAAAAUUGACCUUCGCCACGCCUACGAGCAGGUCCUUCUAGAAGAAAGUUCUCAAAAGUAUACCGCAAUCACGACACAUAUCGGAACGUUUAUAUACCGCCGGACGCCGUACGGAUUAUCGUGCGUACCUGAAAAAUUCCAAAAGUUAAUGGAAGAGACCUUACGGGGGGUACCAGGUACGGUAGUUUUUCUCGAUGACAUAUGUGUGACGGGUCAGAAUAGACAGGCACAUCUGAACAAUCUGCGAGCUGUAUUGGAGCGAUUACGGCAGGCCGGCCUAACAGUUAAAUUAAACAAAUGUAAUUUUUUACAGAAAAAUGUAAACUAUCUGGGCUUUGUAAUAGAUAAGGAGGGCUUACACCCCGAUUCUGAGAAGCUGAAGGCGAUUCACGCAAUCCCAACGCCCAAAGAUGUGACGCAACUUAAAAGUUUUUUGGGCCUAAUUAAUUAUUACGGUAGAUUUAUCCCAAAUCUAAGUACAAUUUUGUAUCCGCUGCAUGCGCUGUUAAAAAGAAAAAAUCAAUGGAAUUGGGAUUUGCAUUGCGACACCGCCUUUAAAUCGGCCAAAAAGGCUUUGCUAGGCAAGCGUGUAUUGGCCCACUACGAGGAAGGGCGACCGCUCGUGCUAUCAGUAGACAGCAGUGCUUACGGAAUCGGGGCCGUGCUAGCCCAUCGCUACGAAGACGGACAGGAACGGCCUGUCAGCUGUGCGUCCCGCACACUUAACGAGGCUGAGAAAAAAUACAGUCAAUUAGAUAAAGAAGCUUUAGCAAUAUAUUUUGGUAUAACAAAACAUCAUCAGUUUUUAUUUGGUAGACAUUUCGUAUUAAAAACGGACCAUAAACCGUUAACGUUUAUAUUCGGUAAUAAUAAUGGUAUUCCCCAAACAGCGGCAAGUAGGUUACAGCGAUGGGCCGUGCGACUGGCGGGUUACGAUUUUUCGAUCGAGUUUGUACGAUCGAAAAACAAUGGGCCCGCAGACGCAUUAUCGCGUCUACCGAUUUUGCACGAGCAAUCGCGCACACACCCUGCCCAACAAGUAACUUAUACUAACUUACUUGAGGAAAUGCUACCGGUUAACUUUAAACAGAUUGCUAAUGAAUCUCAGAAAGAUUCCGUAUUAUGUAAAAUAAUAAAAUAUGUAAUGUUCGGUUGGCCGGCGUCUGUCGUUAGUAAUGAAGAGAAGGCAUAUUUUAUUCGUAAAAGCGAAAUUUGCGUGGAUUUGGGAUGCCUGAUGUAUAAGUACAGGGUGAUCAUCCCAUCGGGAUUAAGGAAAACAGUCCUGAGAGAACUACACGAGGGACACCUUGGGAUGAAUAAAAUGAAAAAUAUUUCGCGAAAUUAUGUAUAUUGGCCGAAUAUAGACAAUGACAUCGAAGAGCUAUGCCGCUCGUGCCCUGCUUGCCGGCACGUGCGGGAUGCACCAGCUCGCGCCCCCUUGCAUCCCUGGGAGUUUCCUCAGCAUCCGUGGCAACGUUUACACGCGGACUUCGCGGAUUGCGGUGGUAAGCGGUACCUCAUUAUAGUCGAUGCACACUCUAAGUGGAUAGAGGUUGUUGAGAUGUUAAAAACAACCGCUAGUGUGACAAUUAACUCUUUAAGAUCCGUUUUUGCGCGAUUUGGUCUCCCUUGCCAAUUAGUGACAGACAACGGCCCUCCCUUCCUCUCAGAGGAGUUCAAGACGUAUUGCCUUAAGAACUGUAUUAAACACACGACAUCAACACCCUAUCGACCUCAAGGAAAUGGUGAGGCGGAAAACGCGGUUAAGACGGUGAAGAAAAUAAUAAAGCGAGCUAAAUAUGAAAGGGAGGACAUAUCAGUGGCAUUAAACAGAUUUCUGUUCCAAUACCGAAAUUGUGAUCAUGCGACCACUAAGGUUUCACCCGCCGUGGCUUUACUAGGUCAUAGACUAAGGAGCAGGUUGGAUGCCUUGCGGCCAGACGUUACUUCAACUGUCCGCGAGGAACAGGAUAAGCAGAGAGCUAGGAGCACAGGGUGUAAUAGGGCAUUCGGCAUAGGCGAAGCGGUACUGGUACGCGAUUAUACCAAAAGAACGGGGAAAUGGUCUGAGGGUUUAAUUUCGGAGCAAACGGGGCCAGUAUCAUAUAAAGUCAAAGUGGGUAACGGAACGGAGUGGCGCAGACAUCAAGACCAGCUUGCUCCGCUUAAGAAUAAUAAUAAUAGGUAUUCCUUGUCUCGUGCUAGCCAACCGGAGGGGAAAAAUAGUACUAGCGGUGCCAAUGUCGAAAGCGACACCGAAACACCCAGUGUUGGUCAGCCAUCCCAGAUAAAGGAAGCAAAAGAGCAUUCCGAUCAUGAGGAUGCGCAGGAGGCAUCAGUUUCUGUGGAAUCGGUCCCUUUUCCGCUUCCUGUGGGAAACCCUCCAGUGCCGGGUGCUUCGGCGCGCGCUUUGAGAGCAUACGAACGUUAUAAUAACCUAAGUAAUAAUUAG